This is a messenger RNA of Zasmidium cellare ATCC 36951, 1053 nucleotides long. RefSeq lists its product as uncharacterized. The transcript has 7 exons. Lineage: Eukaryota; Fungi; Ascomycota; Dothideomycetes; Mycosphaerellales; Mycosphaerellaceae. The record is from RefSeq and is a predicted model, not a curated record. Bases 1 to 1053 code for a protein of 350 amino acids. Gene Ontology annotation, biological process: biosynthetic process. Gene Ontology annotation, molecular function: acyltransferase activity, transferring groups other than amino-acyl groups.
AUGUCUGGAGAUUACGAGACGUACGACUUGGGCGACUUCAAGCUCAAGAAUGGAGGAGCUAUUCCCAAUGCGAAAAUAGCCUACAAGACAUUUGGGCAGCCUUCCAAUCCAGCCGUCAUCUAUCCUUCGUGGUAUUCCGGCUUGAUCUCUGACAAUGAAUGGUUGAUUGGCAAGGACAAGACGUUGAAUCCGGAGAAAUAUUUCAUCAUCAUUACGGCACUGUUCGGCAACUCACAGUCGAGCUCCCCGAGUAACAGACCAGAUAUCAGACCAUGGCCAGAGGUUCUCUUCUACGACAAUGUCAGGGCGCAGUAUGAGCUAGUCACGAAGAAGCUCGGCGUGAAGCAUGCGCGAGCAGUCCUUGGGUGGAGUAUGGGAGCUGGGCAAACUUUCCAGUGGGCCACCCAAUAUCCCGACUUUAUGGACCUGAUCGUGCCAUUCUGUGGCGCCGCAAAAACGGCCUUGCACAACCAAUCGAUGCUGGAAGGAGUCAAGUCUGCAGUACUCGCGGGAAAGGGUGCAGUCUCUGGAGGAGUCUGCAAAGGCGAGGCCAAGCCAGAGGCGUAUCGUGCCUGGUCUGAGGAAGAGCGAAGCACUGGAUUGAAAGCCCUCGGCCGCGUCUACUCUGGAUGGGGCUUCAGUCAGGCUUUCUAUCGUGAGAGACUCUACGAGUCUGUGUUGGGCUUCAAGGAUAUCGAAGACUUUAUGGUCAACUUCUGGGAAGCUUGGGCGCUGUCCAAAGAUCCGGACAACAUGGUUGCUAUGCUGUAUACCUGGCAAGCGGGCGAUUGUUCGGCCCAGGAGCCAUACAACGGUGACUUCGACUCUGCAAUGAAGGGGAUUAAGGCCAAGGCUCUUGUGCUUCCUGCGCAGACCGAUCUCUAUUUCCCUCCCGAGGACUCAGAGAUUGAAGUUGCGCAUAUGAAACCUGGUAUCGGGAAGUGCCUUGCGUUUCCUUCGAUUUGGGGCCAUUGGGCUGGAGGACCUGGUGACAGCAAGGAGGAUGUGAAAUGGCUUGAUGAGCAGCUAAGGGACUUCUUUGCCGACAAUUAG